This is a messenger RNA of Astrephomene gubernaculifera, 4116 nucleotides long. The record is from the annotation of a GenBank genome assembly. NCBI's taxonomy places the organism in Eukaryota, Viridiplantae, Chlorophyta, Chlorophyceae, Chlamydomonadales, Astrephomenaceae.
GCUGCCGCCGCCGGCGGCGCUCCCUCCGCUGCGGGUACGGCAGGCGCCGCUGCAGGAGCCGCUCCUGCCGCCGCUGCCUCGCCGCCUCCUCCGCCUCAGCCCGCGGGUCCCAAGCCGCCGGUGCACCUGCGGCUGGUUGACCUGAUCGGGGUGAUGUCGACCGACCCGCUGCUGGCCAAGCACCCGCUGCUCUACAUGUGGCAGGCGCAGGAGUCGUUUCGGGAGUACAACAGGGAGGCGGCGGUGGCGGCGGGGUUGGGGGGCCGGUAGUAGAAAGGUGACGGUAGCGGCAGCGGGAGUAGGGGGCAGGUAGCGCCGGUACUAGUAGCGGGGUAAGGAAGGAGACAGCUAAGCGAGGUAGUGGCGAUGUAGGAGGGGGAGCGUUUUCUGUAGCGGGAAGCUAUUGGCUGCUUGUUGUUGUUGGCAGUGGUGGUGGUGAUAAGGAGGUAAGGAGGAGACGCAUGGGGGUACGCAGUGGUAGGCUGUCGGUUGAGUGAGGGGCAGGCGCAGGUCGAGGGGUUGGGUAGUCUGGGUAGGCAGUUUGUGAAGGGUUUGCUGUGUUGGUAUAGGGCAGUGACUGGCAUUGGCCGAAACUGUGUACCGUACUCGUCGUGCCGGGGAAGAGGCGUUGCGGUAAGAGGCAUCUGGCGGUGCCACGAGAGAACUUUUAAAGCAGAUGGUUGGGUUCUUGUGGAGAGGUUUGGCCAAGAAGGAUUGCGCUGCUUUCUUUGGUCGUGCUGGCACAACUCGUUAUCCGCGAGGUGUUGAGCUGUGGACGGUAGGGUAUGGAACCAAUGCUGGAGGGUUGCAAACGUAUGCAGCCAUCAUUUGCCCUGCUGUUUGGAACACUGUUGCUUAUGACUCGAAUGGGGAAGGCAGACUAGGGGCAUGAAGGUUCUCCGCGGCUACUGGAAACGGCGGCUAGCGGUACGAUCCCUUGGCGUUUGCGAUCUGCCGUACCAGCGCUUUCCGUUGGUAGACCCUUCGAGCAGGCAGAAUUCGCCCUGCUACGAGCGUUAACGUAAACUGUACAUGAGAUUGAAUUCUCAGAACCCUGGGCGUCUGUUAAGCAUUACUGUAGAGGCCUCGUCAGUUGAAUAAACUUGCACGCACGUUUAAGAAAGCGUUGAACUACGUCAUAACCCUCUUAUCAGGACAGCACUUCAUAGUGGUUAAUUCAGCGUACAGCAAUGAGCGUACCAAGGCGAAUAGUCUUCAGCGACAUAGAUGGGACAAUCAUGCAUGAGCCAAAGCCUACCGACUUGGACGCCCCGGUGUUGCUCACACCACCGUCGACUAGCGGUCGCCAGGGCGUCAUCUCCACCGCCACCCUGCACCUGGUAGCACAGCUGCGCUCCCGGGGGUUGCUCUUCGUCGUCAUCAGCGGCGCGCGCCUCUCCACGCUGCUCAUGCGCCUGCCGUACCUGCCGGCAGCGGACGCCUACGUGUGCGAGAACGGCGGCCGCAUCUUCUACCCGGGAGGGGAGCUGCCCACAGCUUGUCCCCUCACGGAGGAUGAGGAGUGGCGGCGCUGUCAUGAUGGCGUGGCGGGGACAGUACGGCAAGACGGAGUGGCGGCUAGGGACAGAGAGGGGCCGUUGUGGGACUUCUACCGUCGGUUGUUGGGAGAGGGGUGGCACCUGGACGCCAACGGCUACACCACAAGCUUCAGGGUGCAUGCCAACCGCGGCGGCAAGACCCUACCUCAGCUCCAAGCCCUCACCGCCGCCAAGCCCCCCGGCCUCAGCUGCUCCUUCAACCUGGGAGCCGCGGACUUCUACCCCGCAACCAGCGGCAAGGUGAUGGCCGCUCGCCACCUGAUGCGCCGCUUCUCCGCAGCCGCACCCGACUGCUGCUUCCUGUGUGAUGACGACAAUGACCUGGAGCUGGCGGCGGAGGUGGGGCGGGCGCUGCUGCCCAGCAUCACCUCGGACACGGUACGGCAAGCAGUGGAGGCGGCGCCGGAUCGCUUCCAUGUAGCUCAGGCUGCUGGGCAGGGCGUGGCGGCGACGGAGGAGGUGCUCAGGGCGGUGAUGGCGCAUUAUGAACUGCAGUAAUGCAUCUGGGAUAUGCCACAUACCCUAUGCGUACAUGCCGCAGGAUGACAUGACCGAUUGACGCACCGAGAGAUGUGGUGCCGUAUGAUGUGCUGAUGGGAAUGACGCUGGUGCUUUUGUCCGUAAGCUCUCGAACGUCUGGGCCAUUCCUGCCCUGUACCCGCACGCCUCCUGCACCCGAAGGAGGACUGAAAGCAAUUUAGAGAUGCCCCUGAUGAGCUGAAGCAGCUUGAGGCAGAUGGCAGAGUUCAUAGGUGAUCAACGCGAUCAGUACUUGCUACGCUGACGCGACGGGUUGUCCCAUUGUAGCAGGGAUGCAGCCGGAUGCCGGAGUGACUACGGACUUUGAGGAGGUGUCGGGGGCGUGCCUUGGUACGUACGGCGCAAGUGUAGCCAUGCAAGCACCGGACACGAGCUUGCGAUUAGCGUUGAUGUCGCUUGGUACGCUUUUAGGCGAACUAUAAGAGAAGUACCUGCUGCGAUUGUAUUUUGCGAAUUUUCACCAUUUCGCUUUGCAAGGCUAGACGAGCAACACCUUCGUUUAUUCUACUUCAAACUCGCUGUAGUCCUGUUUUUCUCCUCCAGUUAGUGCCAGCCGAGCCUAGUAGGAAAUGUCCAGCGCGUUAAUAUCUACAGGCUGCGCGCGGUGUGUGGCAUUUAAGACAGGACCGCUGCGCAGAGCGCGGACAACGCCACAACCUCGACAAUUGUGUGUAGCAUUUGCCGCUCAGUUCCCAAAAGGCGCAUCCAGUCCUGAUUCCUCUGUUGCGGCUUCACAAGCGACUCAGCGCCGAGCCAUAUCUGAAGGCCUGACCGAGGCGACUAUCGCCGCUCUUUUAGCCGGCGGCGUCUUUGCUGGCAGCUGUCUGGCAGUUGAUAGCCCAGAAAGCGCAGCGCAAGCAGUCCAAGUAGCCAAGCUCGCGGCCGAUGUCCUACGACCGGUGUUCAGCAUCUUCACCAUGCUCUACAUCAUCCGCGUGACCAUGACUUGGUACCCGGAAAUCGAUGGCAAGAAGCUGCCCUGGGCCAUCGCCUACAUGCCCACCGAGCCCAUCCUCAGCGCAACUCGCAAGGUUGUUCCGCUGGUCAGCGGUGUUGACGUGAGCCCCAUCGUGUGGAUCGGCAUCCUCAGCUUCCUAAACGAAAUCCUGCUGGGGCCCCAGGGCCUGCUCACGCUCGUCGAGCUCAGGGGCGGGAUGUAGGAGGCUGUAGGCGGGUUCAUAUACACCGUUCGCAUGCCAUGCCGGUUUGCAUCCGGUUGCUCCGGGAAUGCAGAGUAUUCCUUGGGACGUAAGGGCCACGUGGUAGGGUGUUGGGUAGGCUGGUAGGGUGCAUGGUAGUUUGGGGUGAGCGCCGUGGACGAGGUACUUUCGGGGAGUAAUAUCAACUUUGGGGAGGAUGCGAGGGGAAGGGAAACGGGUCUGGCCCUUGGCGGGCUCUCAGCGGUUUGGUAGGGAGCUGCUGUUGCCGUUGGGUAGGGUAGAGCCGGGUUGUGGGUGAGGCGUCCUCAAGCUGUACGGGCUGAAGGCUGGGAGUGAGUUGUAAGCUGCAACGUAGGUUUUGAGAGAGGUACUGAUGAGUGGACCGUGAGAGUGGACCGGGGUGGAUACAUGAAGGCGAUUUUGUCAGCUGUGAUGGAUUGGUUGAAUAUGACAAGCAUGACAUUGCUGCGCACGGAGUCCGGAUCAGGAUUAAUCAGUGGCUUCAUGAGUGGCACCGGUAUCAUUAAGCGUGACGGCGUGAUGGUCAUAUGCUGCAUUCCCUGUCAUGCAAGGCAGAAAGCUGCAAGGGAAUGCCUCACAGGGAUAUACUAUCAACAGAUGUCAAUAGGGGUCCGGUACUGGGCAGAACAGGUUCAGUGUCGUACGUGACCGGUUCUAGACCGUUUGGUACAGAGCAUGGACUAGUGGAUACGAGCACAGCCGGAAGGCCGGAAGCAAACGGAACUGCCGAAACGACCUUUUAUAAGGAUGGUGCAAACGUCUGGGUUGGAGUACGGCCGUACACGGCCGACAAUGCAUUCGUACUCUUGGUCUUGUACCGCAACUGCAAGACUGCC